UGUAAAAAUAAAAGCGAAAAAUUGGAUUAAAAUUUAUCUGCUUAACUACCACUGGUAAGAGUACUAGUAGUAGGAUCUGAAAGGCAAAUGAGUCUUGAUUCAAUGGCACCGCGAAGUUUAACGAUAAUAACCUCUCUUCUCCUCAUCUUAAUUGCGAUCCUUUUUUCCCGCCAACCAGUCUGCUGUUCAGUUAACAACAACGAUUUCAUUCUCCGGCGCCCUGACGACGGCACCAACCGCCACAUUCUCUUCCUCCCUCUCACUCUCUCUCAUCCUCCCGCCAAUUCCUCCGCCGCUCGCCGCCACCUUCAUCCCAACGCUCACAUGCGCCUUCAUGACGAUCUCUUGAAAAACGGGUAUUAUACUACUCGGCUUUUUAUCGGAACUCCACCGCAGAAAUUUGCUCUCAUUGUCGACACAGGGAGUACUGCUACUUACGUUCCUUGCUCUUCUUGUGAACAAUGCGGCACUCAUCAGGACCCAAGGUUUCAGCCAGAGUUGUCUACCACUUACCAACCUGUAAAAUGCAAUUAUGAUUGCACAUGUGACGAUGACAGUGGGCAAUGUACUUACGAAAGACAGUAUGCUGAAAUGAGUUCUAGCAGUGGAGUUCUUGGUAGUGACGUUAUUUCUUUUGGUGACCAAAGUGAGCUGAAGCCACAACGUGCUGUUUUUGGCUGUGAAACUGUAGAAACUGGUGACCUCUAUAGGCAACGUGCUGAUGGCAUAAUGGGUCUGGGACGUGGUGAUCUUAGUAUUGUUGAUCAGCUUGUUGAUAAUGGUGUAAUAAGUGAUUCCUUUUCCUUAUGCUACGGUGGAAUGGAUGUUGGUGGCGGCGCUAUGGUUCUUGGAGGAGUUUCACCUCCAAAUGAUAUGAUUUUUACCUAUUCAAAUGCGGUCCGCAGUCAAUAUUACAAUGUCGAGUUAAAGGAGUUUCACGUUGCUGGGAAGCCUUUGUCUUUAGAUCCCAGUGUUUUUGACAGAAAACAUGGAACUGUGCUAGAUAGUGGGACAACUUAUACAUAUUUACCAGAAGACGCAUUUGUAGAGUUUAAGAAAGCGAUAAUGAAGGAGGUCACUUCCUUGAAGCAGAUUAGUGGUCCUGACCCAAGGUAUAAUGACAUUUGUUUCUCUGGUGCUGGAAGUGAUAUUUCAGAAUUGUCAAAAUUCUUUCCAACUGUUGAUAUGGUAUUUGAAAACGGACAAAAGUAUUCUCUAUUUCCAGAAAACUACUUGUUCCGACACUCCAAGAUGCAUGGUGGAUACUGUCUUGGAUUUUUUAAGAAUGGGGAUCAGAGUACUCUAUUAGGAGGAAUAAUUGUCCGCAAUACUUUUGUGACAUAUGACCGUGAACAUGACAGGAUUGGUUUCUGGAAAACUAAUUGUUCAGAGUUAUGGGAGAGGCUUAAUGCUACUGGUGCACAUUCUCCUGCAGCAUCUCCAGCUGGACCUUCAACUGUGGAUAGUCCAAGAUCCUCUGCAGUAUUGCCACCUGAAGCAAAUCCAGCUGCAGAUUCACCUUAUUUUCAUAUAGAGGAACCCAGAAUUGGGCGUGUAACAUUUAGUAUGUCUUUCAAUGUUACAUAUACAAUCAUUAAGCCUCACAUCAAAGAGCUUGCUCACAAUGUAGCCGAGGAGUUGGAAUUACAAGCCUCACAGGUGCGAAUAAAGAAUUUUUCUUCAGAAGGAAAUGGUUCACUCAUACGAUUGGCCAUUUCGCCAGCAGGCUCUGAUGACUACAUGUCCAAUACAACUGCACUAAGUAUAUUAUCUCGGUUUGCUGAUCAUAGCAUAACACUUCCUGAAAUCUUUGGAACUUAUCAGCUUUCAAGCUGGGCGGCUGAACUCCCACUAAAGCGGACGUGGUGGCAGCAACAUCAUGUAGCUGUGGUCGUGACAAUCAUUUUGGCGCUGCUUCUUGGCUUGUCAGUUUCUGGAACAUGGUUUAUUUGGAGACGAAGACAGCAAACAAUUACAUACAGGCCUGUUAGCUCUUCUGCUUUUUCAGAGCAAGAACUCCAGCCCAUUGUAAGUUGAGACAUGAUUCUUUGCUCAAUUAGCCGGGGUACAGAAGAUGCAAAAGAGAAAAGAAUAUGCAGCAAAGGUAGGUGCAGUAAUACUGAGCCUACAACGCGUUACCAUAGAAAAGGAAUUAAAUCGAAAAUAGUAUACAUGCAUGGCAGCUUAGUUUAACCUUCGCUUUCUAAGAUAGGUAGAAUUGUCAAGGUGGUAUAAGGUUGUCAUAUAAUGAUAUAAAUGUAUAUGUCAAUUUUGUAAGUAUAGAUUAGUUAUGAACAAAUAAGGCCAAUUUUGUAUGA
This is a messenger RNA of Daucus carota subsp. sativus, 2318 nucleotides long. RefSeq names its product aspartic proteinase 36. Gene Ontology annotation, molecular function: aspartic-type endopeptidase activity. Gene Ontology annotation, biological process: proteolysis. The transcript has 12 exons. The record is from RefSeq and is a predicted model, not a curated record. The coding region runs from base 88 to 2037 and encodes 649 amino acids. Lineage: Eukaryota; Viridiplantae; Streptophyta; Magnoliopsida; Apiales; Apiaceae.